CUAAAUUCUUGCCCCGUCCAACACUCUAUUUUUAAUAUAAAUACAACAAAGUUUGUAUUAUUUUCUCUCUCUCUCUUUCUUUCUUUCUUUUUUUUCUAUCAUGGAUAUCUGUCUUUUACUCAACACAACACCUUCUAAAGAAAAAGAAAGACCUUUUGCAUGUCAUUGGAACAACGAAUGUACAAAAAGUUUUACGAGAAAAUCAGAUCUUGUACGCCAUAAACGAAUUCAUACAGGUGAAAGGCCAUAUCACUGUCAAUGGAGUAAUUGUAAUAAACAGUUUAUUCAACGAUCAGCAUUGACGGUUCAUCUCAGGACUCAUACAGGCGAAAGACCUCAUGUCUGUGAGUUCUCAGAUUGUCAAAAAUCAUUUAGUGAUUCAUCUUCAUUAGCCCGGCAUCGCAGAACACAUUCAGGAAAAAGACCUUACAAUUGCGAGAAAUGUAAUAAGCGCUUUACACGAAAUGCAACACUUAAAAGACAUCAAGAGCAAAUACAUGAUACACAAACAGUUACACAACAGCCAUUCCAUUGUCAUUCUUUAGAUCCCGAGGAAGACUUGCAGCACGUGAAACAACCUAGCCAAUAUCCAUUAACACCACCUCAGGAAUCCGCUUUCCUGUCUAAGAAAGCCAUGAGGGACGAGUACUUUCGCUCCUUUUGCUAUAAGCAAAAUAAUUCUUUAUCACUAAUGUACUUGCCAUCUUUUCAAAAUCAAGAAUAUCAAUUCCAUAACCUUUAUGCAUAAAGACGCUUAUUAGAGAAUCACUCUCACUGUACAUAUAUAUAUAUAUAAAAAAGCGC
Gilbertella persicaria is the source of this 804-nucleotide messenger RNA. RefSeq lists its product as uncharacterized. Gene Ontology annotation, biological process: regulation of transcription by RNA polymerase II. Gene Ontology annotation, molecular function: DNA-binding transcription factor activity, RNA polymerase II-specific; RNA polymerase II cis-regulatory region sequence-specific DNA binding. The coding region runs from base 101 to 748 and encodes 215 amino acids. The record is from RefSeq and is a predicted model, not a curated record. Lineage: Eukaryota; Fungi; Mucoromycota; Mucoromycetes; Mucorales; Choanephoraceae. The transcript is spliced from 3 exons.